Messenger RNA from Phymastichus coffea, 639 nucleotides. RefSeq lists its product as uncharacterized. The record is from RefSeq and is a predicted model, not a curated record. The transcript is spliced from 3 exons. NCBI's taxonomy places the organism in Eukaryota, Metazoa, Arthropoda, Insecta, Hymenoptera, Eulophidae. The coding region runs from base 1 to 540 and encodes 179 amino acids.
AUGGAUUCAGUGCGCGACUACUGGGAGUGCAUCAAUUUUCACUGGCUAGUCAUCGUCUUCACGGGGCUGUAUAUGCACCUGCGAGAAGUCUGCUUGAUCGGAUUAUGCUUCAAUGUCGCCACUGAGCCGCCAUUCGAUCCCUCAUAUGCAUCUUUGAUUUUUAUUUUCUCGACACUUUGCCUCGUUGCCGAAUAUAAACUAUGGCCCAAAUCACUGAAAGAACCACCUAUUCAGUUAAUGUUUAUUUACGAAAUGUUAGUGACUGCGCUUAUCACAGAUUUAGCCAUGCGUAUGAUUUGGAUACCUUUGAUGCACAUUACGUGGUGUGUCACACAAGAGUCGAGUAAAGCGUUAAUAUGGAUCAAUUCGCAAAUGGAGUUAGGAAAAUACUCACAUUUGAUAACCGUGGCAUCUUACAUGGAAUCACAAAUGGCAGCAACGCAUGCAGCUUUCUGCAUCUCUGUGCUUAGUUUUUUGUGGAUGCUGGAUGCUACCGAAACAUUGGACACGCUUCUAAUCGACCUCUGGUCCAAGUAUUAAGUAAAAAAGAAUUAUUUUUCAAUCUUCUACUGAUAUUUCUUUUAAUAUCGUUCCAAAUAAUAAUAUUAUCUUCUUACAGAGACCAUGUGAACUACUUGA